Dioszegia hungarica is the source of this 387-nucleotide messenger RNA. RefSeq lists its product as uncharacterized. Bases 1 to 387 code for a protein of 128 amino acids. Lineage: Eukaryota; Fungi; Basidiomycota; Tremellomycetes; Tremellales; Bulleribasidiaceae. The record is from RefSeq and is a predicted model, not a curated record. The transcript is spliced from 2 exons.
AUGAGCUUCUCUUCCGCCAAUGUCCCUAUAGCAAGGGACACCUGGGCCCCGAAAUCACCUCCACCUCAACCCCUUCGACCAUCAAGUUCGCUCGCAUACGGUAUCAUCUCGCCAUCUGCUGGUACCGCUUCAAGCACUCUGCCUACUGGAACGAUCUCAAAGCCGAAGUUUCCAGCAUAUGUGCCGAGGACAGCAACAAAGCUAGCGUCGGUCUUGCCGGCGGCGGCUAAUGCGGGCCCUUCCUUUCAGCCAGGCGGUCAGCCUUCGGGGUCGACAGCUCCGCCAUCACAGCCUGCGGGGAUAGCGAAUGGGGUUCAGGGGCAAGGACAUGGAGAAGGGAAAGAGCAGAGACGGGGGGAUGCACAAGGGAGAUCCGCAGAUACGUGA